Terrapene triunguis (Three-toed box turtle) is the source of this 2930-nucleotide messenger RNA. RefSeq names its product frizzled class receptor 8 (gene FZD8). The transcript has a single exon. Gene Ontology annotation, cellular component: plasma membrane. The record is from RefSeq and is a predicted model, not a curated record. Gene Ontology annotation, biological process: non-canonical Wnt signaling pathway; canonical Wnt signaling pathway. Gene Ontology annotation, molecular function: Wnt receptor activity; Wnt-protein binding. NCBI's taxonomy places the organism in Eukaryota, Metazoa, Chordata, Testudines, Emydidae. Bases 320 to 2326 code for a protein of 668 amino acids.
CUGAAGGGGGCUGUUUGCGGGGCUUCCCCCCCUGCCCCAGACAGGCGAGAAGAGGCGUCCCCGGGGCUGUGUCCUGCCCGGCCCGGAGAGCCCUGCGGAGGGUGGCGGUGCGUUGCCGGGCACCUGCAGCAGCAAGCCGGGGGGUUCGCCCUGUGGGCAGAGGCGGGACGCGGGGCUGCCUGCAGGACAAUACACCCCGGCGGCUGGGCGCCCCGGGAGAGGCCAUUCCUCAGGGCGUUUGCGGUGCCCCCGGCGCCUUCCGCUACUAGGGGGCAGAGAGGACUCGGAGCUGCCGGGCGGCCGCCGCCUCUCGCCGAGCAUGGAGCGGAGUUACCUGCUGGAAAUCACCUCGCUACUCGCUGCCUUCUCCCUGCUGCAGCGCUCGAGCGCCGCCGCCGCCUCCUCCGCUGCUGCCGCCGCCGCCUCCUCGGCCAAGGAGCUGUCGUGCCAGGAGAUCACCGUGCCCCUGUGCAAAGGCAUCGGCUACAACUACACCUACAUGCCCAACCAGUUCAACCACGACACGCAGGACGAGGCGGGGCUGGAGGUGCACCAGUUCUGGCCGCUGGUGGAGAUCCAGUGCUCGGCCGACCUGCGCUUCUUCCUCUGCAGCAUGUACACUCCCAUCUGCCUGGAGGACUAUAAGAAGCCGCUGCCGCCCUGCCGCAGCGUCUGCGAGCGGGCCAAGGCCGGCUGCGCCCCGCUCAUGCGCCAGUACGGCUUCGCCUGGCCCGACAGGAUGCGCUGCGACCGCCUGCCGGAGCAGGGCAACCCGGACACGCUGUGCAUGGACUACAACCGCACCGACCUCACCACUGCCGCGCCGCCCCCGGCCAAGCCCCCGCACCGCGGCGGGAAGGCGGGUGGCGCUGCAAGGCCCCCCGCGGCCGCUGCGCCCCCGGCCGAGCUCCCCCGCAAGCCCCGGCCACCUCCUCCUUGCGAGCCAGGCUGCCAGUGCCGGGCGCCCAUGGUGUCGGUGUCCAGCGAGCGCCACCCGCUCUACAACCGGGUGAAGACGGGGCAGAUCGCCAACUGCGCGCUGCCCUGCCACAACCCCUACUUCAGCCCGGACGAGCGCGCCUUCACCGCCUUCUGGAUCGGCCUGUGGUCCGUGCUCUGCUUCCUCUCCACCUUCGCCACCGUCUCCACCUUCCUCAUCGACAUGGAGCGGUUCAAGUACCCGGAGCGGCCCAUCAUCUUCCUGGCCGCCUGCUACCUCUUCGUCUCGCUUGGCUACCUGGUGCGCCUGGUGGCCGGGCACGAGAAGGUGGCGUGCAGCGGCGGGGCAGGAGCCGGCGGAGCUGGGGCUGGAGCCGCUGGGGCCGGCGGGAGCGCCGCGGCGGGGGCCGCGGGCGGGCGGGGCGCGGCAGGGGGCGCGGCGGAGCUGCAGCCGGAGCUGGCGGUGGCCGAGCACGUGCGCUACGAGAGCACGGGCCCGGCGCUGUGCACCGUGGUCUUCCUGCUGGUGUACUUCUUCGGCAUGGCCAGCUCCAUCUGGUGGGUCAUCCUCUCGCUCACCUGGUUCCUGGCCGCCGGCAUGAAGUGGGGCAACGAAGCCAUCGCCGGCUACGCGCAGUACUUCCAUCUGGCCGCCUGGCUGCUGCCCAGCGUCAAGUCCAUCGCCGUCCUGGCCCUCAGCUCCGUGGACGGCGACCCCGUGGCCGGCAUCUGCUACGUGGGUAACCAGAGCCUGGAGAACCUACGGGGCUUCGUGCUGGCGCCGCUGCUCAUCUACCUGGCCAUCGGCUCCAUGUUCCUGCUGGCCGGCUUCGUCUCGCUCUUCCGCAUCCGCAGCGUGAUCAAGCAGCAGGGCGGCCCCACCAAGACGCACAAGCUGGAGAAGCUGAUGAUCCGCCUGGGGCUCUUCACCGUGCUCUACACGGUGCCGGCCGCCAGCGUGGUGGCCUGCCUCUUCUACGAGCAGCACAACCGGCCCCGCUGGGAGGCCACGCACAACUGCCCCUGCCUCCGCGACCAGCAGCCCGACCAGGCCCGCCGCCCCGACUACGCCGUCUUCAUGCUCAAGUACUUCAUGUGCCUCGUGGUGGGCAUCACCUCCGGCGUCUGGGUCUGGUCCGGGAAGACCCUGGAGUCCUGGAGGGCCCUCUGCACCCGUUGCUGCUGGGCGAGCAAGGGAGCCGCAGCCGCCGGGCCCACGGGAGCAGGGGGCGGGGGGCAGGUAGCUGCCGCGGCGGCGGCGGGACUGGCAGGGGGAGGAGGCGGCGGCGGUUCCAUGUACAGCGAUGUCAGCACUGGUUUAACGUGGAGAUCGGGCACCGCCAGCUCUGUGUCCUACCCCAAGCAGAUGCCCUUGUCUCAAGUGUGAGAGCUGGAGAGGCCAGUGGUAGGGGGGGCGCUGGCCUGUAUGAAAUGCUUCCUCACUGUUUGGUGCCAUUAAUGAACCCCUAAUGGUCCCCAUUAGCUACGGCUUGUGCAGAACAAUUCAGCCGGCAGAGGCCCCAAGCACCAGCCCCCCUCCUUCCCCGUCUCCAUUCAUAUGCAGGGAGCAUGUACUUCAAGGCGUCAGCUUAUUAGUGUGCUGGCAGAAAAGGAUGGAGGAGGCUCAGCAGUUUCUGCAGCGAGCAGGACAAGAAGUAGUUUCUGAUUCUCUCUCUGGACUUGCAGUAGAGCUCCCUUCAACGGAGGAGGUUGAUGGCCUGAUGGGACUGCAGGUUUUGGGUAUUCUUAACGACCAGGCAAAUGCCUUAAACACACACAUGUCUUAAUUAUACACCCAAAAUAAAUACGGGUUUUGCAGUAAACAAUGUAUUUAUAUAAUUAUUUGUUACUUUGUACAAAUAUGUAAGAUAUGUAUAUAUCCAAAGCUAUACAGUCUGUACAUUUUUUGUAAAAAGUUUAGAGGCUCCCCCUGUAAGAGCAAAUAUUUGAGUAUUCUAUUUUGUCAAUAAAAUGACUUUUGAUAAAUGAUU